AUGUUCGAUUUCUUUCACAACGAUGAGUUCAAUGAGAGUGAUGAGAGUGAGGCACCAAGGAGAGGGAUGCCAAAGACUCGAAGUACAGAAGCUGGUAAGAAGGCACGGGCAGCUGGCGGAUUUGGUGGCAUGGUGACCUUCAAAGAUGGCUUUGCCAUGAACAUGAAAGAAGUACAACAGAAGGAGUGGCGCAGGGUUGGCAAAGAUGUUUGGAUCGUUGAUCAAAACCCGCUCUUUCAGGAGAUUGUGUUGUUGGGCAAAGUGCUCUUUGGCCGCCAGCGUUUUGCCUUCGAGGUUCAAGAGUUGAAUCGUAGACCUGCAGACGUAAGGAGGAUCUUGAAGAAAGCCAAGGAGAUGGAAGAAGCCAGGUUUGGUCCCUUGGAUGAUUUCGGCUUUGGGGAAGCCAGGGAGGCGAAGGAGAAGACUGAUGAAGUGGCCUGGAUGGAUGUUUGGAAGGCUGAGGAGCUGACGGCCAAGCAUUCAAUCCAAGUGAAAUUUCAAGAUAUUGAGCGAGUGGAUGUGAUCGAUGAUGAGGUCACCUUGAUUUUGAGCAAGGGGCCACAGUGCUACGUGAAACCAGAAGGAGAGAUGGCUAUUGUGAACAUGGAAGUUGCAAAGGACAUUACUGGAGGAGCUCGAAGUAUCAAGUUCAAAACGACUGACUCGACUGCUCAGCAAGAGCAACUGUGCUUUCGAAGUUCUAAGGAGCUCAUGAGCUUCUCGAAAGUUCGCCACAUGGUUUCAGAGCAUUCAUCUCACAUGGAUGCGCUUUUCCGCGGCCAGGUUCCUGUGAAACCAGUUCCAACUCCAUCUCGCAAGAGAAAGGCCGAUGACGCUGGGGCUGUGAAAAAGCCACGGAUGGAUCCCAGCAAACUGUUGGAAGACAUCACAGCGGCCCCAGGAAGCUGGUUGCAGCAGGCAGUGGAACAGUUUCAAUUGAAAGGCAUUUGUGACCGGAAUAUUCCAGACUCACAGUGGAAGCGCUAUGUAGAAGAACGUGAGCUCCUUGAAUCCUUUGACCAAGAUGAUCAUGAAGGAGAAGAAGAAGAGGAGUUUGAAGAGGAUGAAGAAGUUGAUGCUGACAAGAAGGCUUCCAGAAUCCUUUGCAGCAUUCGCGAAUCGGUCGCAGCCACUAUGAACUCCAGUGCUUUGAAGGUGGACGCUGAAGCCUUUGCAAGAGGUGUUUUCAUUCUGUCCAAUGAUUCUGACGACUACGAUGAAGUUGAAGAGCCCAGAAGAGUCUCUAUUCACGCACGCAUCUAUGCUCCCAACGACUACAACGAGCACCGCCGCAAGAACCCGGUGAAGCAGUCUUUGGCCUCCAACGCGACACUGUGCCAGCUGGGGAUUCAUUUGUUCGGCAGCGAGGCGCUGAGCAACAGGAAGGUCUUCAUGCUGCUCGUGCGAUCGGUGGGUCUUGGCAAGUGGGGUGAAGUGAAUGGGUGGCCCAUUGCCAUGGCACGGCAACGAUUUAAGCGCCGCAAAGAUGAGAGUGAUACGGAUGUCGAAGCCAUUACGGGUGAACAGAUCAAAGAAGCAAAUGUGGGUGAUUGCUGUGUGAUGUGA
Durusdinium trenchii is the source of this 1566-nucleotide messenger RNA. The record is from the annotation of a GenBank genome assembly. Lineage: Eukaryota; Dinophyceae; Suessiales; Symbiodiniaceae.